AUGAUAUUAUGUUCUCGUUUGUGUCCUGUAAAUGUUAUUCCUUCAUUACCAUCAAAUUCGACAUUAAUAAGUAAUUCUUUAAUCAAUUUUAUUUGGUUAUCUUCAAUACACAUGAUUAUUGUUUAUUCGAAACCAUCAUCAUCUGAAUGUCAUCUUUAUAAAGUUCGACCAUCAAAACCGGAUGGAAUUGAAUAUCUUCAAAAAUGUUAUGUUGGUUCAUCAUCAGCAAAAGAACAAACAAAUAGUGGAACAACAAAGAAAAGAAUUUCUCUUCGUCAAUCAUCAGAUAUUGUCAAAUUAGAUUUAGUUAAAAGAAAACAAGAUUUAAGAUUAAUUCUUCUUUUUGCUAUGAAAACUAAUGGAUAUAUUUUUAUUAUGGAGAUCGAUCAAAAUCAAUUAGUAAAUAAGUAA
Messenger RNA from Rotaria sp. Silwood2, 411 nucleotides. The record is from the annotation of a GenBank genome assembly. NCBI's taxonomy places the organism in Eukaryota, Metazoa, Rotifera, Eurotatoria, Philodinida, Philodinidae.